Messenger RNA from Durio zibethinus, 360 nucleotides. The record is from RefSeq and is a predicted model, not a curated record. NCBI's taxonomy places the organism in Eukaryota, Viridiplantae, Streptophyta, Magnoliopsida, Malvales, Malvaceae.
AUGGAAGCAAAGACAAAGGAGACUCCAGCAAUUGAUGAUAAUGCUGAAGAAGGAGGAGGAGAAGAAGAAGAAGAAGAAGAAGAAGAAGAAGAGAAGAUCAAUGCUUUCUUCACUUUGGUUAGAAAUAUUCGAGAUGCACAUAACCAGAUGUUGAUUCGGUCGCAGGAUUCAAAGGAGAAAGAGAAAGCAAAAGAGAAAGAAACCAAAUCAACUUGGACACCGUCAUUCAAAUGGGAAGACUUUGCUGAGGAUCCACAUCUUAGAAACAAUAUUACAACACUUCCUAGUUCUUCCAAGAUUGGAGAACAAAAGCGCAAAGCAGAGGAACAUCAAGAAUUAGAUCUCAACCUUUCACUUUGA